Stegodyphus dumicola is the source of this 3949-nucleotide messenger RNA. RefSeq lists its product as uncharacterized. Gene Ontology annotation, cellular component: nucleolus. Lineage: Eukaryota; Metazoa; Arthropoda; Arachnida; Araneae; Eresidae. The record is from RefSeq and is a predicted model, not a curated record. Gene Ontology annotation, molecular function: DNA binding; histone binding. Gene Ontology annotation, biological process: transcription by RNA polymerase I; nucleosome assembly.
AGUAAUGGAAGUGUAAAUGAAUUUUCUAGUUCUCGUUAAGUAUGCUUAAGCAUACGUAAACGUAGCCAAUGAAUUUGAAACAUUGUAAUAUAUUUUUAAUGCAUUUCAUGGAGAUUGAAGCUAUAUGUCAUAUUUUUUUAGAUCUAAGGUACAAUAGAUAUAAUUCCUGAAAUCAAGAAUUUUAAGAAUAACUUGAUUACUUCACAUGAAUACAUAAUCAUUCAUAUGUUAGAUGGAUUUUAAAGAACUGUUAGAUGUUGCUGAUUAUAAUAGAGAAGAGGCAAAACAUGAGACCUCUGUCAAAAGAUACAGUACUCUUCUGCCUCCACCAAAAAAGGUUCCCAAGUCUGGAGUUCAGUCUGAUAAUAUUAGAAGGUUUUUGGAAAAGAAAAAAGCAGAAGAAGAGGCCAAAGCUGCUGAAGCACAGAAACAAAAGGAACAGCUACUAGCACUUAGAGCACAAAAUUCAAAAAACAGUAAAAAGGCCAAAAUCAUGGCAUCACGUACUAAAGAUAAUGAUUUUAGUAAGAUAAAAUUAACUGAAGAUGAAAUUGAAGCCAAAAAGAAGAGAGAAGCCGAGCUUCAAAGGCAGCAUUUGGCAAAUAAAGUGGAGCGUAUGAAAGCUCGUAUUGAAAUGGAAGAAAGAGAAAAAUUGAUGCCAAGGAAAAGAAAACGGAAAUCUAAAAACCCUGAGGUAACUGAGGUAGAUGAGGACCCAUGUUUAGAUGAAAAAUAUCAAAAUGGACAUAGAGAUUCAUCUGAAUCCACUUUAAAAUAUCAUGAUAGAAUUUCAUCUAAUAAAUUCAGCUCUGAAAAAAAUAAUGCAGUUAAAAGACUUUCAAGACCUCCUGCUCCUGCUAUGAGUUUUGCUGAUUUGUUAAAAGUUGCUGAAAAGAAGCAAUACGAACCUAUUGAAAUACCAGUGAAGAAAAAAGAAGAAGAACGGCUUAUGACAAAAAAGGAACGGAAACUUAUGGAACUUGAAUUAGCAAAACAAAAAAGAAGGCAGGAAAUGUUAAAUAAGGGCAUACAACCUACAAUAUAUGGUAAUAGUCAGCAGUCAUCUGUUACACCUAAAAAUAACUCAUCUGGAAAAGGUAGCACAAAGAGUCCAGUUGUGAUACAUAUUGAAAAGGAUCCAGGUUCAAAAUCAUUACCUGAACCACCAAAAUUUAAAAAUCCUAAAAGUGUUAAGGAGGCUCAAAGUAUGAAACAUAUUUCAAAUACAAAACCAGUUAAUCAAAAUAUAAAUAAAAUCCAAUCAUCUAUGAAAACAAAUUCUGCUGUAUCACACGAGAAAAAUCACAAAGUAUCAGUUUCACAAAAAGCAUCAUCAACUAUAGUAUCAAACUCUCAGAAGAUACUUUCAAAUUCAAUACCAAAUGUACAGAAAACAUCAUCUAAUACAGUAGCAAAUUUACAGAAGAGUCCGUCAAAUGUGAUAAACUCCCAAAAGUCAACAUCAAAGCAGUAUAGUCAAUCUCCUGUACGAGAAAAGAAUAUAGAUAUUAAAAAGAAAAUUAUACUUCAGAAGAAGAACAGCACAAAAAUAGCUCCUAUUUCUUCUUCACCUGUAAAACAAACUGUGCCAGUGCCAACAAUUGAUACAGAUGCUAUUGCAAAAGGUAUUGAACAAAGGUUGCGAGAACAAUUAGAACAGAAGAUAAAAAAAGAAUUGGAAGAAAAAUUUGCUGCUCAAUUUGGUUUAAAUGUAAAUAAAGACAUCUCAGAGAAUCAACCUGUAAAGAAUAUGGUGAGUGAUAAGAAAGCAUCUGAAAAAUGCAAGCCUUCAAAUGAGUCUAAAAAGAUACAGAUGCCUGUAAAUGGUAAAACUGUUCCAAAAGUGCAAACUAAUAGGCCUUUAGCAUCUAAAGCAGGAAUGGAAACGAGCAGCAUGAAGCAAAAGGCUUCGUCUCAAAAAGGUCUUGAAAAGAAACCGUUUCAUAAAAAUCCAUAUUUGGAUCCACCAAGAAGGUUGUUAGAGCCUCAGAGACCUCCAAAGCCUCCACCGAAGAGAAGAAUUGAAAGUGAUGAUGAAGAUGAUGAUGAUGAUAUGAGUGAUUUCAUAGAUGAUGGGCCUUCCCAAAAUGAUGAAAAUUAUUCUGAAUACAUAAAAGAGAUAUUUGGCUAUGAUCGCAAUAGGUACAUUGAUGAUGAUGAUGAAGAUAUCCCAGAGAGCAGCUUUGCUGAACAGAUGAAAGAAGAAGUUAGAAGUGCGAAACUUGGUUAUCUUGAAGAUCUAGAAGAAGAACGAAAGCUGCAAGAAAUGGAAAGGAGGAAGAAGAAAAAGUUAAAAAAAUAACCCUAGUGAAAAUUUUGCACAUUCUUAUUCCUAUGGAAUAUGAGACUAUUCAUUUAUAUAUGAAUAUAUAUUUUAUAAUUUUGCAAUUUUUGUGAUCAUCUCUCUGUUGAAGUUUGCUUUCAUUGUGGUAUUUUGAAACACCACAAUUCAAGUUUAUUUUUUAAAUUAUUACCUAGAGAAUUAUUUGUGUAUUACUUUUGUAUCCCAAUUGUUCAUGAAGGUGACAUCGAAAAUUCUUUGUGCAUCACUUCUGUGGCCCAAUUAUUCAUGACAAGAAGACUAUUCCAUUUUGUAUAUAUUUGUGCAUAAAUAUAAAUAUAUAUAUAUAAAUAAAUAAUAUAUUUAUCAAAUUAUUUUCUAUUCUCCAAUAACAUCUCAUUCAGCAUCUGUGACCAGUAAAAGACCAUACGGCAUCAUAUGACCAUAUAAGAAUGUGUUAUCCAUGUAUUCAGUUUAUUUUUUAAGGGAUUUUUAGGAUAAGUUGCAUUUAACAAAUUUUGUUGUUUGAAUCUGUAGGUGAAUCUUUUAUUAUUCAUUUUUGAAAAGUAUUUUGCACUUUUACUGAAAUAUUUUCUAGAGCUUUUAGAAAAGUCACAUUAAAAUUUUUUUUUUCUAUUUUUUAAUUGCAAAAUGAGAGAAUACAAUUUCUUCAUUUUAAAUGCAAGCUUUCAAAAUUUAUAUGCUAUUACAUAAGAUUCAUUUGCUAGCAUGUAAGAUCUAAAAUGAUGAAUAAAAUGCUAAAUAAUAAGAAUCCUAGAGGAAGAACGAAAUGCUAAAUAAUAUAAGAUCUUAGAUAAAGAAUAAAAUGCUAAGAAAAAUUUCUUCAGUGUCAAGCAACCAAAACUUUUUGUGAUUUUGCCAUGAAUUUGUAUUGUUGGUUUGAAAAAAAAAAAAAAAAAAAAAAAAAAAAGAUUUGAGAAACAUAAAUUUUGAUGGCUUUUGACCAAAAAAGAAAUAAUAAUAAAAUAUAUGAUGUUCAGUGUGAUUGAAAUUAGUAUUAAAUGAAAUCCAUUCGAGCUAAUGGCUGUUUUAAGAAAUUAACUGUUUUUGAAUUACUUGGUUUCUACCAAAUGUUAAUUCUUCUUAAUGAAACAUAUCUUGGUGCUACUUGGCCAUGUAUUUUUAUGUGUUUAUGAGGUAUAUUUAUUAUCAUGUGAUCAGUUAUUUCAGAGUGCUUUUUUAUGUUAUUGUAAAUGUGUAGUUUUUUUUUUGUGUGUGUGUGUAAUUCUGUCUCUGAAAUGCAAAUAAGACUUAUUUUUUCAUGAUUGUAAUGUCGCAAGAUAGAUUAGUUCUUUCUUUUGUCUUUUAGUUUAAAUGUUGACUAAAUGAACAUCCCUUAAUGAAAAAUUCUAAUAAUUCAUAUAUAUUUAAUUGAUAUCACCUAUAAUAUGUGUUCAGUUUUAAAUUUAAAUGAACAAAAUUUUGAAAUUCAGCAGGUUUAAUUUAACGACAGCUUUUCUCGUAUGUACAUACAAAAUGAUUUAAAAAAAAUAUACUGUGGUUGUAACAUAUUUUGAUUGAAGAGGUGAUUUUGUUGAGUUUAUUUAUCAUUUUUAAUGCCUGCAUAAGUGCUUUUUUUAAAUAUAUGUAUAUAUAAUAAAUGCAGAUUAUUAAACAGCAGAUUUGUUGCUAAAACUGCAACUUAAA